Messenger RNA from Saccharomycodes ludwigii, 2187 nucleotides. RefSeq names its product Rec8p (gene REC8). Lineage: Eukaryota; Fungi; Ascomycota; Saccharomycetes; Saccharomycodales; Saccharomycodaceae. The record is from RefSeq and is a predicted model, not a curated record. Bases 1 to 2187 code for a protein of 728 amino acids. The transcript has a single exon. Gene Ontology annotation, molecular function: protein binding.
AUGACAAACAGACCAUUAACCACUUUAUGGUUAUUAUCAACAUUAGGCGGAGUUAACAUCAACAGUAAUAAGACUAGUGGUACUUCUUCUGCCAAUAACAAUACUCUAAAUUUAAUCAAUUCCUUGCCUCGUAAUGUUCAAAAAAAGGAUAUUUUACAGAUCUCUAUACCUGAAACAUGCGAGUCUAUUUUAAAGCAAGAAUUAGAUGAUAGUUCAUUAAAGUACAUAUCCAAUUUAAUGUUUGGCCUAACCAUUUGCUAUAAUAAAAAAAAUGUUUUCCUAUUAAACGAUUUACUUAAUUUGAGAGCUCAGUUGAAAAAAGCUAUUAUGAUGGAACCAACCACAAGAAUCAAUAAACAGAUGAAUUCGAAUAAUUCAUCAAGUACUAUAAAUAUGGCACUUUUUGACGGUGAAUUUGAAUAUAAAAAUAUUUUUGAAUAUCAGAAAGCUCAAUCACUAAUUUUAACCAAAAAUAAAAAUGGUAAUAGUAACCAUUUUUUACAAGAUGAUUUAUUUUUCGAUAUCCAAGAAGUGGGCAACACCUCAAACAAGUUUAUCCAACAAUUACUUAAUAAAAACGAUCCAGCACAUCCGAUGAAUGUAAAAGAGAAUGAUAAAAACUCUAAUAUACAAAUUAGACAAUACGAUCUAGGCUUAGAAUUGGGUGCUGGCAGUGAUAAUUUUGGGAAAUUAACGGAGUAUUCUUAUAAUAGCGUGGAUUUACCCACCAACACAAAUAACAGUUAUGAAGAAACGGAUGAUUUGGUUGGGUUGGAAAAUGAUAUAGACUUUGAUUUGGAUAUUCUAAGUCAAAAAAGCGAUGGCAGUAACUAUAUUGAUUUAAUUGAUGUUGGAAGUCGUGGAACCAGUAUCUUGUCUCGUAAGAGAAGCUUUAGUGAUGUCAGUAUAAGCCUAAACUAUAAUGCUACUGACAUUAAAGAAGAGUCGCCUUUUGAAGGUAAUGGUAUAGAGCAAAAUGCAAAAGUUGGAGGGCCAAAUUCUGAUGGAGUGGACCAAGAAGUUAGUUUAUCUGAUGAACUAUCAGUGAAUGAUAAUUCAAACUCAGGUAAUAAAAGUGAAAUGGAAGCAGAAGAAAAUGUUGACGCUAAACAAAACAGUACCGGUACUGCUACUACUACUGCUGCUGCUACUACUACUACUACUAACAUUAAUAGUAUCAAAGGUUGUAAUUAUAAAAAAAUCAAGUUGGAUGUAAUUGUAAGUUUAAAAAAUGAUGAUUUAAGAUUUAAUAAUUCUAAUUAUAUCGAUAGAAUGAGCAAAAAUAUUCAUCGUAAAAGGAACAAAAAAUUAGCCACUUUUAAUAACAUUCAAGAACUAUUGGAUGGUGAUAGUUCUUCCAAUUUUAUUAUAAAUAAAAAUAUAAUGGAUGUGUUAUUUUCAAUAGGAAACGAUGGUAAACUACCAAAAAUUAUGGGUAAUAAGGACAAUGCUUUAGAUGUUAAAAGGUAUAAUGAGGGAAAUGAUCAUAUAUUACCUUCUAGUCCAAGAUCCAUGGUAUCUGAAGAAGAAUAUGGUAGAAGAUUAAGUAUCUAUGAUGAAGAUAAUAACAACGAUGUGCUAAGGAAUUCCAUAUCUGGCAAUAAUAAUAACGGUGGUAUUAAGGAGUUGGAAGAAAUUGAUGAAUUAUCUUCAUUUGAUGGGUAUUUCUCAAGUAAUUUACAACCACAUGUCAACAAGAAUAGUGGUAAUGAUGUGUUAGAUAUUGAUUUACAAAUUAGAUCCAGCUCUAUCAGCAAACCAAAUAGUGCUAUGCACAACAAAAACGCUGAUUAUUAUGAAAACAGUAGUGAUUUGUUUAGUGAAAUACAACAAAAAAAGCAACCUAGCAUAAGUUUUGUAAACAGAGAGAGUAUGAAAUUAUACGAUUUGGUUAAAGCUAGUAUUGAUGUUUCUAGUACUAGAAUGAAUAUUACAACCAUGGAUAAAGUUGUUGAUUUGUUAAUAACUUCGGAUAAUGGUAAUGCUAGUACCAAAAAGCAAAAAACUAUUGAUAAGAAUACAGGAGGGAAGAAAGAAAGUAAAGCAUUGAUAAGUAAUACUUUUUAUUCUUUAUUGCAGUUGGCCUCCAGAGAUUUGGUUACAUUGGAAACAAAGGGUAGUAACAAUGAAAAUGGGCUUGCUGAUAGUUUAUCCAAGGUAGACGAUAUUGUAAUUACAAUUAAAUGA